Molecule: messenger RNA, 1338 nt
Organism: Tremella mesenterica DSM 1558
Lineage: Eukaryota; Fungi; Basidiomycota; Tremellomycetes; Tremellales; Tremellaceae
Exons: 5
Coding region: 1-1338 (445 amino acids)
Biological process (GO): regulation of translational fidelity; 'de novo' cotranslational protein folding
Cellular component (GO): cytosol
Molecular function (GO): ribosome binding; Hsp70 protein binding
Source: RefSeq, a predicted model, not a curated record
AUGGCAUCCAUCAUAACACUCCCCAUCACCCUCUCCCCCGUUCCAGGCGGAUGGUCCAAACCCACUCCACCUUCAACCCCUAAGCUAACCCCUGCUGUCCCUCGCGUUGUAUACCCGGCAGGACCUUCCUUCGUCGCAUCAGCUAGGAGACAACUCCUUCAAAGGUCUUUCGCAGAGGACGACGAACACGUUUUGAAAGUAAGGGCUGAAGCUGAAAAACUUGCAAAGGCUGGAGAAGGAGAAGAUGAGUAUCCUGGUUUGGGGUUGGAAGAGGAAAGUCAAGAGUUACUCGCUAGUGAUCCGAAAGAAUGGAAGAAGCAAGAUCAUUAUGCUAUUCUCGGUCUUGGACAUUUGAGGUAUAAAGCUACGGAUGAGCAUAUUAAAGUUGCUCACAGACGCAAAGUCUUGCGUCAUCAUCCCGAUAAGAAAGCCGGGGCAAGUGGAAGUAGUACCAAUGACGACGCUUUUUUCAAAUGUAUUCAAAAAGCUCAUGAAACCCUCACGAACCCAGAACGAAGACGUCAAUUCGACUCUCGGGAGAUUACUGUGCCAUCGUCGGACCCAUGGUUUGCCCGAGAAGCCAGGUUCAGCAAGAUUCAACCCGUGCCCGAAUUCGGCGGUCAGGACGCAAGUAAGAAAGAGGUGGAAGGGUUUUACGACUUUUGGUAUAAUUUCGAUUCGUGGAGAAGUUUCGAAUGGCAUGAUAAAGAGGUUAAUGAAGGUAGUGAUUCACGUGACGAUAAACGAUUUACAGAGAAAAAGAAUAAGACUGAACGUGCACGACGUAAGAAAGAUGAUAACACCCGUCUUCGCGAGUUGGUGGAUGAAGUCUUAGCUCAUGAUCCUCGUAUCAAACGUAUCAAAGCUGAGGAGAAAGCCGCUCGAGAUGCAAAGAAGAAAGGUGGUGCGGGAACUACGAAUGGAAAACCUUUGACGGCGGCUGAAAAGGCUGCAGCUGCGAAGAAGAUCAAAGAAGAGGAGGAGGCGAAGAAAGAGAAAGAAAAGAAAUCUUCAGAAGCUAGUAAAGCCGAUCGAGAAGCGGCCAAAAAGGCUAAAGAAGCAGCUAGGAAGAAUUUGAAGAAAUGGAAGAAAUCUAUAGCUGGAGUGAUCACAUCUAGCAAUUAUUUCUUACCCGAUGGAACUGCACCACCCGCGUCUACGGUUGAAAAACAGUUAGGCGAGUUGGAUAUGUUGUGCGAGUUGUUGGAACCUGAGGAAGUGAAGGGAUUGAAGGAGGAAGUGGAAAAGGCUGGCAAGGAUGGUGCGAAGGAUGUAUUGGUGAACAGUGUAAAAGCUCUGGGGGACAAAGGAGAAGGCAAGUUCACUGAGUUUGCAUGA